UCAGCGCCGUGUGACGCGAGAAUUAUUCAAGUGGGGUUAAGAUACGACUUUUCGGUCCAAUUUCCAAUCAAUCCCGAGAGAGUUUCUCAGAGUUUUUGCCCCGACCCGCUUGUCUCGAUUGGAUUUUCUUUGUAUUUCUCCACCUCCGAAUCUAUUAAUUUUAUUUCAUGGGACAAUUUAAUUAUCGCGACACAAUUUAUCGAGGAUCGUGUACCGUCGAUUAAACAUAUAUCUGUUUAUCGUUUAUCCGUCGAACAGCGUGUGACAUUUAUAUUCUUACCAUGAAAUCAAAAGAAGUGAUGUAAACUUAAGUGAUGAUUAUUAAUAUUUUAUGAAGCGCACAUUAUUUAAUCGCGCAUUGUCGUCACGCUGUCAGGUUAAGUUAGGUUAGACGACAAAUUGGGUAGAUUACCUGUUCAAUGUAAAAUGUGAUUUUUUUUUAAUGAUACACAUAUAUAUUUUAUAUAAGUACGCCCCGAUAUCUGAAUAAUUGUACAAUAAGAAAUUUAAUAAUAGAACAUCGAAGCCAGUGGACACGCUGAUCGAUUGUCCAGGUCAGUUCCGACUGCGAGCUCCCCCUUCCCCUUCAUCUAUCCCUUUUGGAUGUAGAACAGCUGGAUGAUCGCGCUUACUCACCUCACAAUCUUUUCAUUAAUUCCGAAUACAUAUAUAACCUCCGAAUCGUCAUAUCAGCUGAUGGUACUCGGCUUUCUUCGCUAUACGUAAUUGUAAAUUCGGAAAUAUAUACAAAACGUGCGGGAUCGCGUCCGGAUUUUAUCCUUUCGUCUCGACGCGUGCGUCUCUCGGGGGGAUUCUCGAGACGGCCCGUCGGAGCGUCCCGUUCGAGAAGAGAGAGAGAAAGAGAGCGGCCGCAGUUCCAGAGCGCCGCCGGUAGGUUGGCAGCUAUCAGUCGCGCAUCCGCAACCGAUACUGCACGCCGUUCGCGGCGCGCGGGGUCUCUGCGCGUCUAGUCUAGCGGGGUCAAGCCAGUUGGCAACAGACCAUCGAGCGGGUCGCGUGCGCGAGUCCGUGGCCGCGUUCUCUGUUCUUCUUCCCCUUCCGCCGCCCCCGUGCGUUCCGUCUCUCCGUGCGCGUUUCUCGUCUGGCGUUUCGUUUCGCGUCGCACAGCGGCUCGUUCGAGUAGCGCGUCCCUCUUCACGUCGACGAGGAGGAGGAGGAGGAGGAGGAGAUCGGCUGUCGUCGUCGUUGUCAUCAUCCGCGCGACGCUGCGCCGACGGUCGGCUGCCAUGGGGCCCGUCGACGGGAUUAUUUGACCCACGGGAACGACUCCAGGCUCGUCGGUGGGAUCGUGAGCAGACUCGCGUGAGCGCUACGAAUCGGUAUGCACUGCCUAGGCGCAGUGACGGGAGGAGGCACCUCCAGCCCGAAUGGGGCUGGCGGUCGGGGUGGUAUUCUUAGUGUGUUUCGAGCCCUUGGAGUCCUUGUGUGCGAAGGGAGAAUCCAGGGCCCUCCGCGUGGCUACAAAGAGGGCCCACACUGCGCACCGCCUAUGCAGGCGGUACCGAACGACCACGUGUGCGAGGAGAACAACUAUCUGUGCAAUCGAUAUCGAGUACUAAUUCAAGACAUCACGGAACGCCUCGCUAUUGGAUCGUACCUGUGCGUGGAGGUGCUUUUGUGCAGCGAUUGUCCGUGUGGUUUGACAAAGUCCACCUGCAAAUAUCCCGUAUACCCCGUGCCGUCCUUACCCAUUUCACCAUGGCAGAAAUGCUCUUCGGAGAUGUUACUGGAGUACUGGUGUAUCUGCGUUGUCCCGAGCAAGAGUCAAGAGCCAAUGAAUUUCCAAGGAUUAUACCAAGCAGUGCGUUCGCGGUUACACUUCAGCCAGGUUGCAGCGUGGUGGUCACGCAGCAACGGCGCGGAGCCGAGCUACAUAGCCACCCGGAUCGUAUCGCACAAUGAGGAUAAUCUCAGCAAGUUCCGAGAGACGUCGGUGGAGCAUACCUUUCCUCUGGCUGGUAAUGGCGACGGAAAUUCCAUCAAGGUGACGAUGUGGGCACUGCCGCGGAUGGAGGAGGUGCCCAUACUCACGUGCUCGUUGCACCCGAAAAAGGAAAAAGACGAGGAGGAUAUCGCGAGGGCGUUAACGCCCACCAAAAGUACGCCGAUGGGAUCUGGCAGCGGUCAAAAUCCAGAGGGUCUCGUCUUACCUGUUCUCGUGGACGACAGACUGCAAACCACUUGUAACAAAUCUGGCAAGCAUGACUGUCGUUGCGAAGAAGAGGACGCGUCCCCUUUGUCGCCUACCAUCAGAUCUAAUGGCGAACGGAAGCGUCGUCGAUCGCUUCCCUGUGGUCCGGCGGAGAGUCCUUGCGUGAUCUCGCAACCGGCACCGUUGCCGUCCGUUCAAGAAUACGCCCCGCAGGAGAUAAGGGACAACACCAGCUCGAGUUUAAUGAGAGGCUCCGCCGAGAUGGCAAACAACAAUCGUAGCGUCAUGAGGACUCUCCAGAAUAAAUUAGAGAAUAAGAACGAGGUGAGGACACAUAACAAUCGGAAUUCGGAUCUCGAACGUUGCUUCAAGAUACAUCUGAAGAUCGAGGAACUCGAAGGCAAUUUGGAGAAACGUUGCAAGCACACGAUGACAGAAGUUGCGGAGAUGACCAACUCAAAGAACGUCGAUCGGAUCGAAGAAGGCUACAACAGUCCCGCUAAGAACUCGGCUAAUUUUGGAAGAGAACCCGGUGCCUCUUCGGAUAUCAUAUCCGCGGCAAAGAGUGGUGGGAUAUUGCACAAUCUUAGUCCUUUCACACCCACGAGUUGGUCCUUCGUCUCCUCUUGGCAGAAUAGCAAUAUGAAUAGUAAGUUUCAAAGCUUUCGCGGUGCAAAGGAGGCUCGUUUUAACGAUUCCGAAAAAAAUUACAAGCCGCCGGCCGUCACAUCCAAUCAUGCUCCGAUCAAUCCCUACGCUCAGCCCAAUCCCUUCCACGAAUCAAAUCCCGGACCUUCGACGUUCGAUAAAUGGGCACAAAAAAUGAUGGACAAUUCCGCUUGUAUCGUACAUCAGAGUUAUCCGAAAAAUGUUCACAAGAUUGUCGCAGAAGCGCAAGUAUCGGCCGGCCAAGACGCAUUGGAGAUUAACAAGGAAGAUAGUAUCAAGAGCGGUCAGAGAAAAACUGGGAAGCCGGACUUGAAUCAUUUAAUGUGGAAAUUGUCGGUUCCGGACGAGAAGGAGAAGCGGGAAGAAGGAGGAUUACUGGACUGGUUCAGCAAAGUACCUGGAAGAGUUUUAGGCGUCGCGGCGACGAAGGGCUACGUUGACGUCAACAAAAUGAAGAACGAGAACAGCCUGAAACAGCCGGAACAAAGCACCAACGAGAUCAAGUUCAAGAAUUGCAAUCUCGAAUUGAGUCAGCGGGAGGUCGACGAAGUGUUAGCGGUACUGCGUGCGAGGACACCGUCGGGACGUAGAAGGGCCACCGUUAAGAAUGUGAGGAAACGCGGAGAGCGAUCCGAAAGAGGCAGCGACGACGCGGCAGAGAAGAUUACAGCAAGAUGCACGAGUUGGGAGGAGGGGAUAGUUCGGAGUAAUUCGACAAGUCGCCACGUUGGAACGGUUCGAUUUCGUACACUUAAAUCUUGCGAGGAUUGCAGCCGUGGGUUGUGCAAAAAGAUAGAUCAUCAGGUACCGGAGGAACAGCCAAGCCCUCUGGAUCGGGUCUACUACGACAAGAAUGUUUAUCGGCCCGCGCGCUCGAAACUCGCCGAAAGCGCUAACAAGUUAAACGAGGAUCCGCAGGCGAAAACACAUGCGAGCGAGGACGCGGAUCGUUUGCGGAAUGUUUCAACUAAAGCUGACGUGCUGCUCGGAGCUAUUCUGCGGACCAGCAAGGACCGUAAGGAUCUGUCAGAUAUUUCAUCAAACGGGACCAGACCGAGGUCGACGACUAGUAUUGACGAUGACAGUAGCGAAGAGGAUUCUCACUUUUCGAGCACUGAGAAGCUCGACCAGCAGGACCACAGAACAAUCUCGUCCGGCGACGAGAAAUCUUUGCCGCUGAAUAAGAGAUUCCAUCGGCUCCGGCAGAUGUUUAAGAAAGAAGUGGACAAGAGGAUCGCUUUGAUAGGGGAGGAGAGUUCCUCCUCGCCGGAGACUACUUCGCCGAGUCCUACGCUGCCGCAGCGCUUCAACGCGGCGUCGUUUCGCUACAACAACGAACAACCGAAUCUGCAUAGCGCGAGGUACAGCAAGACGAAACGGCGAAUCGAUUUCGCGAACUUCCCGGUGGCCACCGAGGAGAAGGAGGAUGCUGCGACGUUCAGUACAAAAGACGCACAUCAAAAGCCACGCAAUACGCAUAGUACAAAUAAUAAUGAUCGCGAAUGCGACACCGAGGGCCUAAACAACCAGCAGAAUCAUUGCGAGAGGCUGCUACUCGAAGAUAAGGAGGAACCUCUCGAGAGUAAAGAGCAAGACGAGAACGCGAAGGACAUAGCUGCCCUUCAGAAGAACAAUUUGAUCACUCCGACUAAUCCGCAGAGCGGACAUUCGUCUUCCAAGCUACGAAGCAACAAUUACAAGGACAGUAUCUCGGAGACGGGAGACGACGAAGCGGUCGACAAGAGCGUGCCGUCUGCGCUCGAGCAGGAGAGAUUCCGCAGAUCCCUGGAGAACGCGGCGUCGAUGGUAUUCCAUAGCAGGACUGGCUUGCCGUUGACCUCUAGUCCAGCGCCAUUGAGGAGGGGCAGCUGUUGCUUCGAUUAUGACAGCAGCUUGAAUUCCGUCUCCUCUAAGAGAAACGCGUUAUUCGAAUUAAAUACACCACCGAGUCCGGGCGCAGUCUCGCUGGAAGAAACCGAUCGCGAUGCGGAAAUCAUCGGUGAAGGCGAAGAGACACCUAAAAGGCGCUCAAGCUCCCGCCACCGACCACAGAGUCAUGCUCUUCUAGGCAGCUUCGAGGAAUCGGCGUUGAACGGUAGACUCGAACCGGUGUCCACGGUUCACGGUUUCACAGCGGAACUCGGGGCCAGCGGUUCCUUCUGCCCGAAACAUCAGAAGCUUCCAGUCACUGUGUUUUUCUACACGCUCGGUGACAACGAUAAAGUCUCCACACCAUACCUUGCUCAUAUUAAUCUCGAGAAAAAGGGCUAUCAGGUACCGAGAAGUGGCACCGUUCAAGUGACUCUUCUGAAUCCGUUGGGUACAGUCGUUAAGAUGUUCGUAGUAUUGUACGACCUUACCGAUAUGCCGCCGCGAUCUCAUACUUUUUUACGUCAAAGAACACUGCGGGACAAAACACUACGCUACCUCGUUCACCUUAGAUUUAUGUCCAGCAAGUCAGGUCGAAUUUACCUGCAUACGGACAUCCGUAUGAUCAUCUGUCGGAAGUCGGAUGUAGACACGGCGUCGGACUUGGGCUCGGAAUCGCCGAAAGAACUCAGGAGUUACAUCCACGGUCCUACAAAUCCGAAAUUUUCGCCAAGGUGCUGAGCCACGUGGUACUUUCCAUGGGGCUGCUGCCAAUCGUUCCGCCCGCCCAGUCCCUUUCAAGUCGAACUGUGAUCGACAAAUGAUCGAAUAAGAUCAAAUUAGAAAUCAAUUUUUGUUCUUUUAACCCUUUGCGGUUGACGAUAUGGACAAUUUCUUAACGCUAAGCAUAAAAAAAAGAAAAACAAUUUAGAUGUUGUAAUUUAUUAUAAUUUGUCACCGGCAGUAGUGGAUAUAAGUUAAUUAUGUUAAUUAUAAUAAUAUUAAGAUGAUAAACGUAGUUCGCAAGAUUAUCGCGGUACAUUAUUUCUUUCUAAAUUAUUUUAGAUCGCAAAGGGUUAAAAGAGAUGGAGAAUCGGAAAAAGUGCGAGAAUACAAUGAGGAAUUUGUAAGAUUACGAUGGAUUUAUAACCGCUUAUGUUGGAAUAAUUUAUAUUCGCAAUGUAUUUUUUUUUCUUUUUUUUCUUUUGCAAAAUUAUUCAGACCCCUUUUGCGCCGCCCGGCACAGAAUUAACUCUUGCAUAUUGACAAUUCCAACAUAAAUGGUUUGUAAAAUUGACUCGAAUAUUGCGAUUACACUCCCGGUCUCAUUUCGAUCCGUGGUUCGUGCUUGCAGUAUAGAAUGCUGCAUAUAAAUACAAUAGGAUAAGUUUCGCGCAGUUUUUCGUUAUAAAUUUGUUUCUAUAUAGUAAUAAUAGCGAUAUAUAUAUAUUUAUAUAUAUAUACUAUAUUUAUAUAAUUCGAAAAUUUUAUUGAAUUAAAUCGAUUAGUCUUUCUAUUUUCGAUCUAGCGUCUAAUAAUCAUGAAAAUGAAAACUCAAUCGACUCGAAACUUACAACACUAGGAAUUUACUUGGAAAUUUUUCUUUGUCCUGUGCAUCUAUUGUAAUUAUUGCUAUAGUGCAUACCGGCAAUCAUUUAAUUUACGGAGUUUAUCGCAAGCUGGACGAUCUCGUUGAGAGGCCAUUUUUCUCAACUUAUUGCUGUAAAUAUAGUCACGCGUAGAGAGUAAGUUGAGUAAAGAGUUUUUAAGCAGGAUGAUAUAUAUAUAUACUGCCAUUGUGUGUGUGUAGCACUCUACGUUUAAACGAAAAAAAAAAGUGAUAUGAGCGUGGAAAAACGUCGACGAAUUCGGUCUCGCGUUCCCGGAUAUGGAGGAUAAAAUCGAGAAAGAUCAAAACGUGUGAUUGAAUGGUAUGUGCAAUGAAAGAGUACAAAGUUAUUCAUGCGUAUACUUCGUGUUUUCGCGCGGUGAAUCAUUGUAAUUUCUGACGUGGAGAAAGAAAGGCCCGAGAAAAAGAAGAUCAAAAUUCUCUUUUCCCGGAAAAAACAAAAACGAAAUGUGAUUUUUGUGAUUUGCGUGAUUGUGAUUGCUUUGUUUUCUUUUUUUUCCUUGCGAUUCGACGAAACGCGAGAAUGAACGCGAGCGACCGGAACUCGUGGGUUUUUCCCGGGAGUAAAAAAAAAAAUAAUUAUUUACACGUAUAUAUGUAUAUAUACAUAAACCAGAACACAAUCUUUGUGUCCGUAGCACUGUGAUGAAUAUUUUGAUAGACUAUAAAAAAAAAAAAGAGUAAUUAUUAUUAUUACAGAAUAACUAUUUCUGGAUAGCAAACACGUCAUAGAUUUAAUCGAUUCAACUAAUACGUCGUGCGAAGAAAUAUAACCGUGCGUAAUUUACUAAUUAGCCGCAAGAUUGAGACAUAUGCCCGUUUUAAAGCAAACGAACGUGAUGCAAUUCGCGUUUUCCUUUAUUUUUCUAAAGAUGCUCCACGUAAAUCGUGCGGGAGAAUUACGCGAAUGAUCGGGAGAGCCUUAUCUCUGAUAUAUAUCUUUCACCAGCGAGUAUCUUAUCUUUAUGGUUUACAAAGAUGCUCAUGACGGCGCGACUCGUCACUUCUUUCUGUCUUUUUUUUUUUUCUUUAUGAAGCAAUUAAAAUUAAUUUCUUCGCGAAGGAAGAAUACAAUAUGCCAGCAAACACAAUCCUUUUUAAUUAUGUAUCAAAUAUAUCAGGGGUGGAAUCUAGAAUAAGAUAAAAAGAAAAUUUGUCAUAAGCUCACAACGUAAGCUUUCAAUGAAAUAUGAUAAUAUAUAUAUAUUAUUAAUAUAUAUCAUCUUUCUUGUAAUGUUGAUAAUUUAAAUACAGUAAUUUCUUGCGAUUUAUAAAAAUUGCAACAUUUAAAAUCUUCAUAGAAUUGUUCAUCUUUUACUUUAUACUCGCAAAGGAUGAAGGAAGUCAUGAAGUCCACGUCAUGAGUUUGCUGUGUCGAAUGUUCGGUGAAUGUUUUUAGUUAAUUUUAAUCAAAUCGAAUUUCGCACGAAAUUGAAGUGUGUCGAAAGUGAGAGAACAAGGCUUCAUUAUCGUCCGCGUCUUUCUUACCGUCAAUUAGAGGAAAAGGCAGCUUUCACUCCUCGAAAUAUAAAUUAACUUUGUAGGAUAUCGCGAUAUAUAAACGAAGUCGCUGUACGUAUAAAGAGAGAGAUUAUUUUUAAUUGUUAUUUUCUAGCGGAGCAAUUGGAUAAUCGUAUAUACGCAUAUAGCAAUCAAAAGCAUAAUAACUGCACAUUUAAUUUCGGUUAAAAGAGAGAGAAUUAUUUCAAUAUUCCCUUCUUAACUGAUUUUAUAUUUAUUUUGUCUCGUCCUUUUUUUUUUAGAGGAAUGAAUACUUUCCUUACAAACGAUUUUAAUCAAACAAAUUCCUUCACAAUUAUUUUUCUUUUCAGUUUCCAAAACCUUUUACGAACAUGUGUUCGAUAUUUUUACAUGUCCUCUAUUUUAAAAAUUUUAUCAAUUUCUUUUUUCUUUGAGGAACUUUUUACAAUCGAAAUUUCGAUUUUUUUUUUUCAUAGCAAACGUCGUGAUAUUAUGUAAUUUGCGCGCUUACGUUCGUAAAAUCAGCAACAAAAGAAGGAAAUAAAUCUUGAUUUUAGAAUGAUUUUCGAUUAUAUAAUGAAUCACGAAUUUGCAGCAGUCGAAUUAUUUUUCCUAAUACACAUAAUUCUUUUAUCGAGACCGAAACGUCGUAUAUUAUUAAUCCGAUAGGCCGGUGAACAUAAAAUUUGUGCACUUUCUCGCACUCCGUCAGGUCGAUUAGCUAGAUGCGCGUGUUUUAAACGGAGAUACAUUGUACAGAACGCUACAGGGCGAGAGCAAUAUCGCGCGCCUCUUGUUUAACGAGAACGACUGUAACCGUUGUUAAAAUACAUUUUGUCGAUGUUUUCUUUUUGAGAAAUAAAGUAGAGUGUCGAGACGAUAAAA
Messenger RNA from Wasmannia auropunctata (little fire ant), 8708 nucleotides. It is a transcript of the gene atos, whose product is annotated as protein FAM214A. The transcript has 9 exons. The record is from RefSeq and is a predicted model, not a curated record. The coding region runs from base 1343 to 5452 and encodes 1369 amino acids. NCBI's taxonomy places the organism in Eukaryota, Metazoa, Arthropoda, Insecta, Hymenoptera, Formicidae.